CUGAAUGAUGUUUUGAGCUUAUUGUGUAUUUUUCCCUUUGGAUUCCUCUAUAUAGUUCCAUAGAUAACUCCUGUCAUGACUUCUAAGUGUCUAACACACUUUGUCUUCUAUCCCAUCCUGAAUCUGAGCUAAAUACAAUACAUCAAACAAGGCAUUUACAUACUACAGUUUUCUCAAUCAUGGACCUACCUGCCUCACAAAACCGGGUUCCUUGCACUACGCCACCCUUAACCUCCAUAUAGUAGAUCACCUUGUGAGGUACAUGGAUCUCUAUCAUUGAACACAGCCUCCAAUGCGUUUUAGUGAGUUCUAGGGUUGAAUUGGUGCCAAGGGUAAAAGAAAACAAUGGAAAAUGAAAAAGACAUUGCAGAUGGCUCCAAAAAUAUUGGGAAAAUCACUGCAAAUAUCAGGAGAUUCCGGCAAGUCAGAUGGUUUGUUCUUCGGAUUCUGGUGACCUUGUCGGUGCUGACAUUAGCACACCCCUCUCAUUGGAACAUAGCCUCCAACGUGUUUUAGGAUAUAUACGUGACAGUGUAUUUGAUCCUCGUCGUUGGGUUGCUCCUGGACAGCGUUUUUAUGGCCUAUUCCCUGUAAAUGUGGGGUGGAUACUCCAGAAGUGCCUUUGGAUGCAAAAUUCCAUACUGAAGACCCAAAGUUAUGAUUGGAAAUAGCUGUGAUUAAGGUCAUAGAUGGAUGAGUUUAAAAACCAUGGCUGAUUGUGUUGAAGCCCUCAUAGGAGCAUACUAUAUUGGUGGUGGAAUAAUUGCUGCACUCCAUCUGAUGAAGUGGCUUGGAAUUGAUGCUGAACUUGAUCCCUCAUUAGUUGUUGAAGCAAUUACUACUGCUUCUCUACGGUCCUACGUCUCAAAAGAUAAUGAGGUUGCAACCCUAGAGUCAAAGCUUGGUUAUGAAUUUUCUGUUAAGGGUCUUUUACAGGAGGUCAUAACACAUGCAUCCCAGCAAGAACUGGGAGUUGGCUAUUGUUACCAGGCUUGAAUAUCUUGGUGACUCGGUGUUGGACCUGCUUAUUACAUGGCAUCUCUAUCAGAGCUACACAGAUAUUGAUCCAGGGUUACUUCUAUGUCAACUAACAGAAUAUGUGAAGUCUAUUUCUGAAUCUCAUACUGAUGGAUCACUCCGAGGCCCAAAAGGUCCUGAGGCUCUUGGAGAUAUGGUGGAAAGUAUUGCAAGGGCAAUACUACUUGACACCAAGCUUAAUCUUAAUGAAGUUUGGAGAAUAUAUAAGCCCCUGUUAUCUCCAAUUGUGACCCCUGAUAAGCUUGAACUGCAUCCAUUUUGAAAACUGAAAGAACUAUGUGCUUCUCGUGGGUAUUUUAUAAAAGAAACAUUUAUAAAGAAGGGAGAUAUGGUGCAUGCCGAGCUUAGUUUACAGCUGAAAGACGUCCUUUUGAUUGGAGAGGGAUAUGAGGGGGAGAAAAAAAUUGCAAGAGGAGAAGCAGCUUGUCACUUAUUUAAAAAACUUGAGGAAAGAGGAAUUGUAUUCACCUGAAGUGCUUCCAAAUAGAGAAAUCUGGAUGCGGACCAUAUUGACGAUUCAACUGCUUCAUACAUGGAAAUUGAUGUAUGUGAUCAAUUAACUGAUGAAAAUCUUUCAGAGCUAGCGAUCAAUAAAAAGCGAAAAUCAACUGAACAUCAAUUGCCCUCCGAGUCAACUAGUGUUUCUUCUCCAACCAAUGAUUGUUCUAACAUAGACUGCAGUCCUGACAGUGGCACCCGAGGCUUGCACCAUCUAUGCAUUAUUUUUCUUGUUUUGAUACUGAGAGUGAUGGAUCGAAACAAUGCCAGAGCAUUAUGUAUUAAGAUAGUCAAUGUGUGUGGCAUUCAGCUAUUGCAUUUUGAUAUUUGCUUCUUA
This is a messenger RNA of Quercus lobata, 1873 nucleotides long. Its product is annotated as endoribonuclease Dicer homolog 3-like. The record is from RefSeq and is a predicted model, not a curated record. Gene Ontology annotation, cellular component: cytoplasm; nucleus. Lineage: Eukaryota; Viridiplantae; Streptophyta; Magnoliopsida; Fagales; Fagaceae. Gene Ontology annotation, molecular function: RNA binding; ribonuclease III activity. The coding region runs from base 950 to 1300 and encodes 116 amino acids. The transcript is spliced from 6 exons. Gene Ontology annotation, biological process: siRNA processing.